Molecule: messenger RNA, 349 nt
Organism: Drosophila mauritiana
Lineage: Eukaryota; Metazoa; Arthropoda; Insecta; Diptera; Drosophilidae
Exons: 1
Coding region: 10-324 (104 amino acids)
Source: RefSeq, a predicted model, not a curated record
GUUGGCCAAAUGACUUCCGGACCCAGAUUCUCUGCCCUACUAAUCGCGGCCCUGACCCUCGCCCUGGUGGCCCACACUUGGGCCGACGAGUUCGAUCUGGACUACUCCAACGAGUACGACGAUGUGCGACCGCACUUGGUCUAUCCGGACGAUCCAAGGCUGGACAAGCGGAUCGGCGAUGCGGCGCGGGAGUUUGGACAAAAUAUAACCCAAGCCUGGAACGCGAUGGUGGACUCGUUUAAGAACUACUUCGAGGAACUCAAGAACCUUUUCUCCGACACCACGGAUCUCGAUUCACCCAAUGAAGUCUUUUCUAACCACUGAAAUUGGCGUUUUUCAUCGAGCAAAU